Molecule: messenger RNA, 4696 nt
Organism: Priapulus caudatus
Lineage: Eukaryota; Metazoa; Priapulida; Priapulimorpha; Priapulimorphida; Priapulidae
Product: serine/threonine-protein kinase MRCK alpha-like
Exons: 35
Coding region: 296-4672 (1458 amino acids)
Biological process (GO): actomyosin structure organization; peptidyl-threonine phosphorylation
Cellular component (GO): cytoplasm; cytoskeleton
Molecular function (GO): protein serine/threonine kinase activity; ATP binding
Source: RefSeq, a predicted model, not a curated record
ACACCUGCAACCAACAUAUGCGAUGUCUCCAUUUUUGACAUUUCAAGUAUUCUAAUUGGUUUUUAUGUUAUAAAGGGACAGACAUCAUUGCAGCCCAUGCACACUGACUGACUAAAGCCCAGAGCAGCUGUAGCAGUAUUACGAGUGCAACCAUAGUCGCCAGCGAAACCAUGCAUCAGCACGACCAGCUGAAAAUAGACACCCGCAAUUACGCAAGGGUCUGAAGAAGUCUGUGAUCGCUCGCGGCGAUUUGAGCCGACGACGCUGUGAAACGUGUCACAGAGGUUUGGAAGCCAUGGAUCAGGAGGCGAAGCUCGGCCCCGAGGCCAGGCUGCGGCGGCUGGAGAGCAUGUGGCUGAGGGGUCCGCGACAGCACCCGGGAGAGGUUCUAAGUCUUGAGACCCUGAUGGAUAUUCUUAUCGUGCUGUAUGAGGAAUGCAGCCAUUCCUCUCUCCGGCGUGAGAAGACACUCUCACAGUUUGCAGAAAUAGCCAAGCCUAUUGCGAUGUCGAUAAAGCAGUUGCGAUUACGCAAAGAUGACUUCAAGCUUAUCAAGGUCAUUGGCAAAGGUGCAUUUGGAGAGGUAUCGGUGGUGAAGGAGAAGGUGACAGGCAAAGUGUAUGCUAUGAAGACUCUCAACAAGUGGUACAUGCUCAAGCGUGCAGAUGCAGCCUGCUACAAGGAGGAGAGAGAUGUAUUGGUGUUUGGUAAUAGACAGUGGAUUACACGAUUGCACUUUGCCUUCCAAGAUGCUAGUAAUCUGUAUUUCGUCAUGGACUACUAUAAUGGCGGUGAUCUCCUGACUGUCAUGAGCAAAUUUGAUGACAAAAUGCCAGAAGAUCUUACUAGGUUCUACAUUGCCGAGAUGCUGCUGGCUGUCCAGUCCGUCCACCAGCUCGGCUACAUCCAUCGGGACGUGAAGCCGGACAAUAUCCUGCUGGACAGCAAUGGACACAUCCGCCUCGCAGAUUUCGGCUCGUGUCUGAAGUUGGGCGCAGACAACCUGGUGCACGACACGACAGCGGUCGGCACACCGGACUACAUCGCUCCGGAAGUGCUCAUGGCGUUUGAGGAUGGCAAGGGAAGGUACGGCCCGCAGUGUGACUUCUGGUCUGUUGGCGUCGUCAUGUACGAGAUGUUGUUUGGAGAAACUCCGUUCUACGCGGAGUCGCUCAUCGAGACGUACGGCAAGAUCAUGUCACACUACAUGAAGAAGAAGGAGUUUGAGUUUCCGGAGGAGGUGGAUGUGACAGAGGACACCAUGGACCUGAUCACCCGCAUGUGUCUGCCGGCGCAUGAGCGGCUAGGCAAAGGAGGCAUCGACGACUUCAAGACUCAUCCAUUUUUCACCGGUAUAACUUGGGAGGGCAUAAAAGACGGUCCAGCACCAUAUAAUCCUGGAGUAACCGGUGAAACUGACACGUCAAAUUUUGAUUGCGAUGAUGUAGACUUCAAGCCUUAUGAUGCUAGUCCACCCAAGGCACACAUAGCUUUCUCCGGUCAUCAUCUGCCUUUCAUUGGAUUCACCUACUCGGACAUGCUAAAAAUCUCUGAUUGCAAUAGCCUUAUGGGGCAGGCUCGUGGUGCAGCAAGUGCAGACAUGACAGAUGGAGAUGACCUUCUUGAGAGAAUUAAAAACCUAAAGAAAGAAAACAAGGAACUUGGAGGCCAGAUCCUAAGCAUUCCAGAUUUUGAGGUUAUUGAGGAUACCACACAGCCUCACGUCAUGAGAGAUUAUGUUAGACAGCUCCAGGAAGAGAUCAACUCUCUCCGAAUGUCAAUGCGCUUUGCUGAGUUAAGGACAGUGGAGCAGGAUAGUACUCUACAGCAUCUGAAGCAAGCCAAUAAGAACCUAAACACACAAGAAGGAGAGAGAGAUGAGGUCAUCAGCCAGCUCAAGGACAACAUCAGUGUCCUUGAGCGACAGAAGGAGGAAUAUAGUGCGGCACAAACGCACCUGGAUGAGGUUCAGAUGCAAUUGCAAAGUGAGAAGCGUGACAAAGAGCAAAGCCAAGAAUAUGCUAAACAAUUGGAGGCACAGUUGGAGAAGCUUCAGCAGAAUCAACAGCAUGUCGACCCAGAAAUAUUCAUGGAUAUUGCAAGACUCAAGUCAGAGCUAGAGCAAAAAGAUGUGCAGCACAGCAUUGCAAUCGAAACACUGCAGGGAGAAAGCACUGAGGCUCAGAAGAAACUAGAAGACAGUGAAUCCAAAUUCCAGGCUCUCGAGAAGGAAACACAACAGAGCAAGAAAUCAUUGGAAGAUAUUGUAGAGGAACAUGCACUAAAGACUAGAGUACUGGACCAGCAGCACGGUAGAGAGAAGGCUGCUCUUGAGGAAGACAGAUCUAGGUUGCAAUCCAGUGUUGAACAGUUCCAUGACGAAGUCGAAAAGCUCAUUAGUGAGAAACACCAAUUAGUUGAUGAGAUCGAUGACCUCAAGAUCGAGGUCGAGAAUCAGCGUGUGCCGAGCGAAAAGGAGGAAGCCUGGAAGAGAAAGCGAACACAGAAAGUGGAGAAGAUGGAGCUAUUGCAGCUGCAGUCCACAGUCCAAGCUGAGGUCGCUGCAAAGCAGGAUAUUUCUGAUGAGUUGGCGAAGAGUGCAGCAGCAAGGGCUGAAGCAGAAAGCAAGCUCAGUCAAGCUGAGCAGACGAUUGAAGAUCUCAGGAAGGAGCUCCAUCUGCUGAGGAACGAAAUUAGGCAGCUGCGCAGCAGACCGAAUGGCGACGAAGACUUGAGAAGUGCCUCCCAUUUCUCCUGGAUAGAAAAGCUGUUCCGCACUCACUUGCCCUCACAUAGCGUGUUCUGGUCGGAUGAGGACGACGACUGGACGUCGUCCUUCAGUGGACGUCAAGGUAACAGGAAUGUCGAUGACUGGGUGAGCUGGAUCGAUGAGAAGCCAGGCACGCGUAUGAUACGGCAGGAGCGUGUCAGUAGGCAGGGCUCCCGGCCCGCCGACACAACCAGGGUGGUGACUGUAGGGGAGAGCCACCACUUUGCUCUGCAGACUCAGCGCAGUGACGAGAGAUGUGCGACUUGCAGACGAUCGUUCCCAGGCAUCAGUAACCAAGUUCUCGUCUGCCAAUCCUGCGGCAUCGCCUGCCAUUUCGAAUGCAGCAAGUCCGUCCCGGUCGCCUGCACCUCGAAUUACACAGUGCAGACGCCCGGCUCAACCCACCCCCCCAGCCCGGCUCCCUCGUACGCAUCCUACAAGUCGCUGCCGACAAGCACUCCACCCGCGUACGCCUCCUACAUGUCCGAGUCCACCUCGGAGCCCGCGUCCGCCUGUGAAACGCCAUCAGGCAGUAAGACCCCCACGUUCACAACCCCCGGGUACGGCAGCAGCGGCGGUGGCAGCGUCGCGAGGUUUACCACCAACAUCAACAUCAAGGUCGGCAGUAGGCGCGGCGGAUCUGCGCCACCGGCGCCGGUUGGCACCGCGCCAGGAAUCACCGACUUUGCCGUGGAGACGAGUGACUCGUCUGCGGCGUCCAGCAGACGGUCGACGUCGGCGGAUCUUCCGGCGGCGGCCGCCGUGGCUCGCGAGGCUGCGUCACAGAUGAAGAUUUUAGAAGCCAUAGAUGUGUGUGAAACGCCAGGCACCACUUCUAGAAACCCUGUGAGAAACAUAAACUGUGCCGUUAUACUCGACUCGGAUGUCAUCGUUAUGGGAACCAACACUGGCCUUUUUGUUUUGGAGCUGACUGGCAUCGGUGCUACUCAGGUUGGGGAGAGCAGAACUAUUCACCAGAUAGAGUACAUCGAUGAAGGGGCUGUAUUGCUAGUUAUCAUAGGUCCAGAGAAGCAAGCUCUGCUUGUACCCGUGGUUGCACUGGAGGGAUUCCGUCUGCCAUGGACACCAUUGCCGGGGGCUGAGGGAGUGAUCGCCUGCUGUGCUGGCAAGAUGAACCAGGCAACACCACCAUGCGCUUUUGUUGCCAUGCCCGACCAGGUUCUCAUCUAUGAGAUCACACGCAGCUCAAAGCGUUUCAGACAGUUGCAAAGCAUAAUGCUGCCAAAUGUUCCGAUCUGCAUGGACCUGAUGGCUUCCAGGCUGUGUGUUGGCCACCUGUCUAACUUCACGCUAAUAUCCGUGUUUGGUGACAAACAGCAGAGUUUAGUGAAUAAAGAUGACAAAAAUCUGCAGUUUUUGAGAGCGACACCACACCAACCACUAGGGGCUGUCAAAGUUACACAAAGAGAGUUUCUACUCUUUUUUGACAGUGUGGCUAUUUUCGUGGAUAAUUUUGGCAACAAACUUGAGCAGAUGCAAAACAUUGCCUACCCUUCACCACCUAUUGCUAUGAGUGUUGCCCAUCCAUAUGUGUGCCUGUAUAGUGAGACUGAAAUUGCUGUGUAUGAUGUCCAAGUCAGGAACUGGGUCCAGUAUCUUCCCCUUAAAAAUACAACACCCAUGAACAGAGGUGGCUCUCUAUGCCUGUGUAGAGAAAGUGAAUUACCACGCUUGCUCUAUCUACGGACUGCUACUGGCACUCCACGAACUGUUGCAGUAGAGAAAGAAAAAGAGCUCCACGUUCCAAAAGACACACCAACGGAAUGGCGCGAUUGGGUCAAACGCAAGAUGGACGACCUUGAGCGGCGUAUGGAGGCACCAAAAACUCCCACCAGACAACUGUUAGUUGCAUCUUUUAACACAAACCGAAUUUGCCUCUGAUAUAUCUAUAUAUAUAUAAAGUUG